This is a messenger RNA of Brienomyrus brachyistius, 4975 nucleotides long. RefSeq names its product ubiquitin-associated protein 2-like. The transcript has 27 exons. The record is from RefSeq and is a predicted model, not a curated record. Lineage: Eukaryota; Metazoa; Chordata; Actinopteri; Osteoglossiformes; Mormyridae. Bases 1041 to 4424 code for a protein of 1127 amino acids. Gene Ontology annotation, cellular component: nucleus; cytoplasm. Gene Ontology annotation, molecular function: protein binding.
GGAAGUAAUUCGAUGUUCUCAGUAGAACAAGCGAGCAAUGCCAGCGGUGUUUGUCGGUUUCGUUCGUUACUGAGCGGUCUGGCUAGGCUAACAGUGGUUCCGCCUUAUGGCCGCCUUAAUAUCGUUAUAAACGUUAGGCGCCGGCACACCAGGGCGUGUCCGAAAAACCCUGGGUUUUCCUCUGAAUGGUCGAAAGGGUAACGGGUAUUUGGGGGCUGAUAAGCAGCGUUGUUACUGACCACCGGUGCCCGGCUGCUCGGAGUCGCCGACACAAAGGGGCCUCGAACCUGGGCUGGUUUUACUGUAGGCCUCGAAGAGAGGUGGUUUAUUGGGACUGAAAUACGAAGUCGUUAGACGGCUAGUCAGAUGGUUUAAUGCAUUAUGGAGGAUGAGACGUGGUCGACGGCUACGGCGAAAUAAGCCGCUGUUACUUGAACAAUGGGGAGGCGGUGCGGCGGUCUAAUUCCCGGAUCCCAAUAACCCCUGCGCCUCUUGUACAUGAGGUUAAACUAGGUUAUAACACAGCAUUUUAAUUAAAAUUGGUUAUACGGAAUCAGUUUAAGUAACUAAUAUUACGAUGAAUCGGCCUCUCCCGAAUGUUGUUUUACAACGUACUGUUUACUAAUUGUAACUAAUUCAUGUGUGUGUGUUUAUUGAUAGUGACUGCUUAUGAAUUUUGAAUAUGGCGCAGCGGUGUCCUGUUUACUUUGGGAUUCUUGUUACGCUGUUAGAUAAAUCUAAAUUAUUCCAGCAGAGCUGCUUUUUGCUCACUGAGUUACAUGUACAAAAUGAGACAAGUUCCGACAGAGAGCGCAAAUGGUGAAGUGUAAUGGGAUACCGGGGCUGUCCUUUCGCGAGAGGCUAAAUUUAAGUCAAAGCAGUCAUAUGUUAGGUUGUGUUCCUCCGGUGUGUGGGAGGCCGCAUGUGAGAUCACGCUUUGUUCCGCAAUCCUGAUUCAGUCCCUUGUAUCUUUAAGUACUACACAGUUGUUGUACUUGAUUUUUCUAUUUUGUACAUACAUUGUUUUGUAUAUACUGUAUAUGAUGACUUCGUUAGUCACCGACCGACCCCGGGGCACUCGGGAGAAAGUGCUACCUGCAGCACCACAAGCAGCACAGAUACAGGCUACAGCAGAACAGAUUCGCCUUGCCCAAGUGAUCUAUGAUGGCAACGAUACAGUCUUUGAGGAUAAAGUCAAACAGCUGAUGGAAGUAACAGGGAAGAAUCAGGAUGAGUGCAUGGUUGCUCUCCAUGACUGCAAUGAGGAUGCCAACAGAGCCAUCAACUUUCUCCUUGAGGGCAGCUCAGAUACGAACUCUUGGGAGACCGUGGGGAAAAAACGAGGUUUGCCGAAGGAAGGAUCUUCAUCAGACAAGGAGAACAAAGACGGCAGGGAAAAGCGAGGAGAAAGAGAUGCUGGUCGGGGUCGUGGGGGGCCAAGCAGGAGGGGUCGUGGAGCUGUCCGCAGUCGGGAGGUGUGCUUGGAGGAGAACGGUGUGGACCUGUAUCAGGGGGAAAGGGGGGCGGACAGGGGCCGGCGGGGGCGAGGCAGAGCUUCAGGUGGCCGAGGAAGGGGCCGUGCAGCUGGUGGCAGCAAGUUUUCAUCACAGGGAAUGGGGACCUUUCAUCCAGCCGAAUACACAACAGACUCGAGCACAGCGGCCGGAGGCUCUCGCUCUGACGACUGGGAGACAGCAGUGACAGACGCGGUGGAUGGAAGAGGGGCUUGGACGGUUCCACAAGACGAUUGGGCCACAGACGAUUGGGCAGAAGAUCUUUCGGAGACCAAAGUUUUUACUGCCUCUUCUGUACCUACUGCUGAGAACCACAUCCCAUCUGGAGACAGUGUGGAUAUGGAGGGUCUUCUGCUGAAACCUGUGGAUGGAAGAGAGUCUGAGGAUAUGGGAUGUGUGGAGCCGUCCUCCUCCCAAAACCUUGCCCAUAGCCUGGUGUUCACCAAUUCCCACCACCCUCACACCAACCCAACCAGCUAUGCACAUGCCACCCUGUCCUCAGUCCUCGGUUCAGGCUUUGGAAACUUGGGCAGCUCCAAGCUGCCGCUGUCAGCCCAAAUGCUGGAGCAGCAAAAGGGCCCAGGGAUCGGACCGCUGUCUGCAGAACAGGCCGUCUCUGGGGGCAGCAGUGGAUCUGUGGGAGUGUCUGGGGCGUUAGAGGUUGAGAACCCUGUCCCCACUUCAUCUUGGGAGGCCAAGCCACCGGUUUCACAGAACACCACUGUGCUGUCUUCACCUUUUGGUAGGGAUUAUAAGGUACAGCCAGAGCCAUCUCGGGUUCUGAGCCAGCUGGCCCAAAGGCAGCCGAACUCUCUGCCCCAGGUUCAACCAGCUGCCCCCCCCACAGCUCCUGCUACCUCAGCUUCAAGCUUCGAGUCCUUUUCCAAACCUCAGGAUGCCUCUUCAACCCACAACGGACCCUCGCCAGUUGCCAAACUGUCUCUCCCGGCCGGCUUGCCCCCUCCCCAGGAAGCCAUCAUGCAGCACAAACUUAAAACCCAGAAACGCAAAAUACCUCCAACUUCAAAGAUUCCUUUGUCAGCAGUAGAGAUGCCUGGUUCUGCUGAUGUCUCUGGGUUAAAUGUGCAGUUUGGGGCUCUGGAUUUCGGGCCAGAACCAUCCUUGCCUGAUUUCAGCCAUCCAGACAACGGGAGCAGUGGCAUUACUUCAAGCAACAGGGAUCCAGUGCCAGUAUCUCAGCCUUUAAACAGCCACUAUUCCAAGUCUCCCAGUGAACCUCUUGGAAGCCCUCAGUCUCUACCAAUGUCAACAUCUGACUCCAGUUACUCCUCGCCCUCUGCCUCUUUGUCCACGUUGCCCUCCUCCCUGCCCCUGUCGCAGACCAUUUCUGCAGCAUCCCAUUCUUCUUCGUCAGGCAGUACUUUUGAUACAAAUGGGCCCCCCCAUCCACACCUUACCUUCUCGCAGGGCAAGGAACCCACAACUUCCUCUGUCACUAAUAGCUUUGACUGUGUCAGGACUUCAACUGCACUUGAAACUGCAGUUGCUUCCCCUGCAAAGCCGGACUGUCCUCAGAGCAGUGUGAGCAGUUCGGCUCGGCCUCCUGUCCUGCUCUCCUCAUCCGCACCAAGCCUUAGCUCUGAGCUUCCCACACUGAGCAGUCAGGUGACUAACCUGCUCUCCAAUUGUACCCUCACAUCCAGUCCCUCUUUCACGAAUACCAGUGUGAACGCCCACAGCGCCUCGGUCUGCGUCCUGUCCUCAGCGCCAGCUCCGCCCGGCGCCAGUGCGGUCAGUGUGACCAGUGCCGUGCAUGGGACCGCAGUGACGGGCAGCGCGCUGGGGAUGAGUAGCAAUGGGGCAGCUACCCUUCCUGGUUGCCGCAGCACGCCCCUGUUGCAGUCAUCCUCUGGCAAAGCUCCGCCCAAUCUUGCCCAGGGUGUGCCUCCUUUACUGCCAAGCCAGUACAUCAUGGGGCCAGGGGGUCUUCUUCCUGCAUACCCGCAGAUCUAUGGGUAUGAAGACCUGCAGAUGCUGCAGUCCCGACUGCCCAUGGAUUACUAUGGGGUCACAUUCCCAGGCCCUGCAGCAUCACUCACUGGCAGAGACGGGAGUCUGUCCAACAGCCCUUACUCAGGUGAAAUGACAAAGUUCGGCAGGGGUGAUUCUGCCUCCCCCGCCCCUUCUACCAGCCUGUCCGCACCUCCGCCUCCACAAGCCCAGCAGCCCCUGCAGAGCCAAGCGCAGCAGCAGCCGCCAGGCCACCAUGGCGGCCAGCAGGCCUUCCUGAACCCCGCCUUACCGCCGGGCUACAGCUACACGGGUCUGCCCUACUAUCCCGGGUUGCCGGGGAUGCCCAGCGCGUUCCAGUACGGACCCAUGUUCGUGUCGCCUGCCUCCGCCAAGCAGCACGGCGUUGGCCUCAACACUCCUUCCAACCAGUUCCAGCAGGCCAGCGCUUAUGGGCAGCAUGCCUAUGGUUCAGGGUUUGAUGAUCUGACACAAGGCCCAGCAGGUGGAGAAUAUGGCAAAGGGGCCUAUGGCAGCUCCACCCAAACACAGGCCAAAUCAGCUGCUACUGGACCUGGGAAAGGUAUAUCGGUCUCAUCUAGCAAUGCAGUAGGGCCAGACCUGAGUGCCACAGUUUACAAUAAAGCCCAGUCCUUCGACAAGCAAGGUUUUCACACUGGGACACCCCCACCUUUCAACCUGCCCUCGGCACUAGGGGGAGCGGGCCCCUUAAAUCCAGGGAGUGGCCCUGGUUAUGCCCCCGCCCCUUUCCUUCAUAUCCUACCGGCACAUCAGCAGCCCCACUCCCAAUUGCUGCAUCACCACCACGCGCAGGACAGUCAGGGCAGCUCUAGCCAACGCAGUCAGUCGAGCAGCAUACAGCAGAAGAACCCAGCCAACAAGUCAACCUACGGCAGCUCUGCUUACUGGGGCAACUAAUCGAGGGGUGCAAAGAGCUUCCCUCCCCAUGCUCUCACCCUACCUCUCGUGUGCCGACCCUCUUCCGGGGAGCACCGUCUGACUGGCGUGAAGCUAAACAGAUACACACACACACACAAGCGCACCCCCACACACACACUACCAAUUUGCUUCCCCCAGUUCUCCUUUUACUUUUUCUUUUUUCUCAAUCUCCUGGUUGUUAUACGUGUAAGAUAUUUAUGUAUUUAUAUACUGUAUAUGUAAUAGUAGAAAUGUGAUUUCUGCAUUUGAAGGAUUUUUGUUUACAAGUUGUAGGAAGACGAUGCAUUAUAGAAAAGAAAAAAGAAAACUUAAGAGAGAACUUUAAUUGGGGGGCAUUUUAAAUUGUCCUUAAGUUAAUUCUAAUGUGAAAUUUUUAGAAGAAUUUUUGUAUUUUCAUUUAAUAUUUCCGGGUUGGUUCACAGUUCUUGACCAACACCAUGAUAUUCUUGAUUGACCCACACAAGUACCAUCCCAACUGUUACUUCAUUUUAGUUCAUAUUAUACACCAAAUAAAAGUUCUGAAGUCAGUG